Messenger RNA from Aspergillus vadensis CBS 113365, 921 nucleotides. RefSeq lists its product as uncharacterized. The record is from RefSeq and is a predicted model, not a curated record. Gene Ontology annotation, molecular function: voltage-gated proton channel activity. The transcript has 2 exons. The coding region runs from base 118 to 753 and encodes 211 amino acids. NCBI's taxonomy places the organism in Eukaryota, Fungi, Ascomycota, Eurotiomycetes, Eurotiales, Aspergillaceae. Gene Ontology annotation, biological process: proton transmembrane transport. Gene Ontology annotation, cellular component: plasma membrane.
CCGGAUCGCUCCACCCAUUCAAGCCACCUCUCCCCAUCAUAACAAUCUCAUCUUUUUCUCCAUCCUCCCAACCUCACCCAUCUUCACCAAGAAAACACCCCCACAAAAACAAAAACCAUGCGAUCUCCAAGCGACCCUCUUCUCGCCUCCGAAGCCCAACCACUCCCUCCAGGCCAAAUCUAUCUCCCCGACGACGAUGAAAACACCCAAUCCACCGAGCCCCUCAUUGCACGCUGCCGCCGGUCGGCCCGCAACUACCUCUCCUCCCGAUUCGGUCACUACCUCGUCCUUUUCCUUGUCUCUGUAGAUGUUGCCUGUGUUUUUGCUGAUUUCUUGAUUGAAAUUCACGUCUGCGAACUGGAGAAGAAGUACAAGCAUGUGCCUUCCGGGUGGGAAGAUGCUCAGGAGGCGCUGAGUAUCACUGGGCUGGUGUUUUCGUGUCUGUUUAUGCUUGAAUUGGUGGUCGCUGUGGGGAGUUUUGGGAUGAGUUACUUCUCAUCCAAGUUCCACAUCUUCGAUUCAGCUGUGAUCAUUGUUGCUUUCGCCAUUGAUGUGGCCAUGAGAGGGUUGGUCGAGGAACUGGGUUCCUUGGUCGUGGUUUUGCGGUUGUGGCGCGUGUUUAAGAUUAUCGAGGAGUUGGAAUCCGCUAGUGCGGAUUCUUUAGAGGAGUAUGAGCGCGAGAUUGAUCGGUUGAAGGAGGAAAACUACCAGCUUCGUCGCAGGGCGGAGUAUGGGGGUGAUGGGGUGAAUUGAGCUUGGCGUGGUGUUAAACUACUACCCAGAUAUGUAUAUGUGUGUAGGGUGUGGGGUAGACUGGCUGGUGGGCUGAGUGGAUGAUUAGAAGGGCUCUAUGUAAAUGGCUGGAGGCAGUGUAGAGGUGAUCUGCAUGGGGGAUUCCGGGUAUAUAGUCCUUGAUUGUAU